This is a messenger RNA of Chinchilla lanigera (long-tailed chinchilla), 5689 nucleotides long. It is a transcript of the gene Gigyf2, whose product is annotated as GRB10 interacting GYF protein 2. Gene Ontology annotation, biological process: insulin-like growth factor receptor signaling pathway. Gene Ontology annotation, cellular component: membrane; proximal dendrite; vesicle. The annotation marks the transcript as partial. NCBI's taxonomy places the organism in Eukaryota, Metazoa, Chordata, Mammalia, Rodentia, Chinchillidae. Gene Ontology annotation, molecular function: protein binding. The transcript has 27 exons. The record is from RefSeq and is a predicted model, not a curated record.
GCAGAAACACAGACACUGAACUUUGGGCCUGAAUGGCUUCGAGCUUUGUCCAGUGGUGGGAGUAUUACGUCCCCUCCUCUUUCUCCAGCUUUGCCGAAGUAUAAAUUAGCCGAUUAUCGCUAUGGCCGAGAAGAGAUGUUAGCACUUUUCCUUAAAGACAACAAGAUACCCUCAGACCUUCUGGAUAAGGAAUUUUUGCCUAUUCUACAGGAGGAACCCCUGCCACCAUUGGCUCUCGUACCCUUCACAGAAGAAGAACAGAGAAACUUUUCCAUGUCUGUAAAUAGUGCUGCUGUCCUGCGAUUGACAGGACGAGGAGGAGGAGGAACAGUGGUGGGGGCUCCUAGAGGUCGAAGUUCUUCAAGAGGGCGAGGCAGAGGUAGAGGUGAAUGUGGUUUUUACCAAAGAAGUUUCGAUGAAGUAGAGGGUGUGUUUGGUCGAGGAGGUGGCAGGGAAAUGCAUAGAUCACAGAGCUGGGAGGAAAGGGGUGACAGACGGUUUGAAAAACCAGGGCGAAAAGACGUAGGGAGACCAAAUUUUGAGGAAAGUGGACCAGCAUCAGUGGGGAGAAAGCAUGAAUUUAUUCGGUCAGAAAGUGAAAACUGGCGAAUCUUUAGAGAAGAACAAAAUGGAGAAGAUGAAGAUGGAGGUUGGCGACUAGCUGGGUCAAGAAGGGAUGGAGAGAGGUGGCGGCCUCACAGUCCUGAUGGCCCUUGUUCUGCAGGCUGGCGGGAACACAUGGAACGACGUCGGAGGUUUGAGUUUGACUUUCGAGAUCGGGAUGAUGAACGGGGCUACCGGAGGGUGCGCUCUGGCAGUGGGAGCAUAGAUGACGACAGGGAUAGCUUGCCUGAAUGGUGCUUAGAGGAUGCUGAAGAAGAAAUGGGCACAUUUGACUCAUCUGGAGCAUUUCUCUCUCUUAAAAAAGUACAGAAAGAACCUAUACCUGAAGAGCAGGAGAUGGACUUCCGGCCUGUGGAGGAAGGGGAGGAGUGCUCUGAUUCUGAGGGUAGCCAUAAUGAAGAGGCCAAAGAACCUGAUAAGACAAAUAAGAAAGAGGGAGAGAAAACAGGUAGAGUAGAAGUUGAAACAAGUGAAGAAACACCCCAUACUUCAUCAUCCUCUGCUAGACCAGGUACUCCUUCAGACCAUCAGCCUCAGGAAGCAUCACAGUUUGAAAGGAAAGAUGAACCCCAAACUGACCAAAUGGAAAAAGCUGAAGAGGAGAUUCGAGUGGAAAGUGGUUUGUCAGCGAAGGUCCCCAACAGGGUGGAGGAAAUGGUUACGGAUAUCCAACAGCCCCUGACACAGCUCCCUCCGGACACAGCCUCUCCUCUUCUCAUACUUCCACCUCCUGUUCCUGCCCCUAGUCCUGCCCUGCAGCCAGUUGAGACACCAGUCAUCGGUGCUCCUGGUAUGGGCAGUGUUUCCACAGAGCCAGAUGAUGAAGAGGGUCUCAAACACUUGGAGCAGCAAGCUGAGAAGAUGGUGGCUUAUCUCCAAGACAGUGCACUAGAUGAUGAGAGACUGACAUCAAAACUGCAAGAGCACAGAGCUAAAGGAGUGUCAAUUCCAAUAUUACAUGAAGCAAUGCAGAAGUGGUAUUACAAAGAUCCUCAGGGAGAAAUUCAAGGUCCCUUCAAUAGUCAGGAGAUGGCCGAGUGGUUUCAGGCAGGCUACUUCACUAUGUCUUUGCUGGUGAAGAGAGCAUGUGAUGAAAGCUUCCAGCCCCUUGGUGACAUCAUGAAAAUGUGGGGAAGGGUUCCCUUCUCGCCAGGCCCAGCUCCCCCUCCUCAUAUGGGUGAAUUGGACCAGGAACGACUGACCAGGCAGCAAGAACUCACAGCCUUGUACCAGAUGCAGCACCUCCAGUACCAACAGUUCUUAAUACAGCAACAAUAUGCACAGGUUUUGGCUCAACAGCAGAAAGCAGCCUUGUCCUCCCAGCAGCAACAACAAUUGGCCCUUCUUCUCCAACAGUUUCAGGCUCUGAAAAUGAGAAUAUCUGAUCAGAACAUCAUUCCCUCAGUAACUAGGUCUGUGUCAGUACCAGAUACUGGCUCUAUCUGGGAGCUCCAGCCAACAGCCUCACAACCUACAGUUUGGGAAGGUGGUAGUGUAUGGGAUCUUCCCCUGGACACCACAGCACCAGCCCCUGCCCUGGAACAACUUCAGCAGCUAGAAAAAGCCAAAGCUGCAAAGCUAGAGCAGGAGAGGAGAGAGGCAGAAAUGAGGGCAAAACGGGAAGAGGAAGAGCGGAAGAGGCAAGAAGAGCUCCGGAGACAGCAAGAGGAAAUUCUUCGGAGGCAACAGGAAGAAGAGAGGAAAAGGAGGGAAGAAGAAGAGCUUGCCCGAAGGAAACAGGAGGAGGCUCUGCGUCGCCAGAGGGAGCAAGAAAUUGCAUUAAGACGACGAGAAGAGGAAGAAAGGCAGCAGCAAGAAGAAGCUCUUAGAAGGCUGGAAGAAAGGAGAAGAGAAGAAGAAGAAAGGCGGAAACAGGAAGAAUUGUUACGCAAACAGGAAGAGGAGGCUGCCAAAUGGGCCCGAGAAGAAGAAGAAGCAGCCCAGCGUCGAUUAGAGGAAAACAGGCUGCGAAUGGAAGAGGAGGCUGCCAGACUCCGGCAUGAGGAGGAGGAGCGGAAGAGGAAAGAGUUGGAGCUGCAGCGGCAGAAGGAGCUGAUGCGCCAGAGGCAGCAGCAGCAAGAGGCCCUACGGAGGCUGCAGCAGCAGCAGCAGCAGCAGCAGCUGGCACAGAUGAAGCUUCCUUCCUCUUCAACGUGGGGCCAGCAGUCUAAUACAACAGCAUGUCAGUCCCAGGCCACACUGUCGUUGGCUGAAAUCCAAAAAUUGGAAGAAGAACGAGAACGGCAGCUUCGAGAAGAGCAAAGGCGCCAGCAGAGGGAAUUGAUGAAAGCCCUUCAGCAACAGCAACAGCAGCAGCAACAGCAGAAGCUCUCAGGUUGGGGGAAUGUGAGCAAACCCGCAGGCACCACAAAGUCUCUUCUGGAGAUCCAGCAGGAAGAGGCCAGGCAGAUGCAGAAGCAGCAGCAGCAGCAGCAGCAGCAGCAGCACCAGCAACCAAACAGAGCCCGGAAUAACACACAUUCCAACCUGCACACCAGCAUUGGGAAUUCUGUUUGGGGCUCUAUAAAUACCGGCCCUCCUAACCAAUGGGCAUCUGACUUAGUCAGUAGUAUCUGGAGUAAUGCUGACACUAAGAACUCCAACAUGGGAUUCUGGGACGAUGCAGUGAAAGAGGUGGGACCUAGGAAUUCAACAAAUAAAAAUAAAAACAACACCAGUCUCAGUAAAUCUGUAGGUGUGUCUAACCGGCAAAAUAAGAAAGUAGAAGAAGAAGAAAAGUUGCUGAAGCUGUUUCAGGGAGUAAAUAAAGCCCAAGAUGGAUUUACCCAAUGGUGUGAACAGAUGCUUCAUGCCCUUAAUACAGCAAAUAACUUGGAUGUUCCCACAUUUGUUUCUUUCCUGAAAGAAGUAGAAUCUCCUUAUGAGGUCCAUGAUUAUAUCAGGGCCUAUCUAGGAGAUACUUCUGAGGCCAAGGAGUUUGCCAAGCAGUUCCUUGAGCGCCGUGCCAAACAGAAAGCCAACCAGCAGCGUCAGCAGCAGCAGCAGCAGCAGCAGCAGCAGCAGCAACAGCAGCAGCAGCAGCAGCAACAGCAGCAGCAGCAGCAGCAGCAGCAGCAACAGCAGGAUUCUGUGUGGGGGAUGAACCACAGCACACUCCAUUCAGUAUUUCAGACCAAUCAGAGUAACAACCAACAAUCCAAUUUUGAAGCUGUGCAAAGUGGCAAGAAGAAGAAAAAACAGAAGAUGGUCCGAGCAGAUCCCAGUUUACUAGGGUUUUCAGUCAAUGCAUCAUCGGAACGGCUCAACAUGGGUGAAAUUGAGACUCUGGAUGACUACUGAAGCACCCGUCACUGCACUCGCCUUCCACCUCCUGUCUGCCAGCCGUGGAAUCUCCGCCUCUGGACGCAACACGCACUCACCAUUUAUUCUUUAUCACUCUGCAACAAAUCACACAACCGAUCAUCUCAGGCUUUUUCUUCCUGCCCUUUGUGUCCACAGUUCUUUAAACCAUUUUUGUUGGUGAGCAUCUCAGACUGUACAUAGUGGACCAGACCCUGCGUCUCGGGGGUGGCAGGUGGGAUCGCUCCCCAACAAGGCUGAUUUGUGGCAGCACGUGUUCACUGUGCCGUGAUUUCAUCUACUGUCUCCCAGGAAGUGUGUCGGGAUCUGCCAGUAGUAACUUACUUUCUGUUGUCCCAUUUUUUCCUUCUCUUUUGUUUUUUCUUCUUUUUUCCCCUCAUAAGGGCAAAGAGGUAUAACUGGUGCAAUCAUGAAGAGAGUUAAUGGUUGACAGACAUUGGCCAGCAACAAAGUGCCCCUGGACUGUGACUCAAGUGUCCGACAGACAGGCAGAACUCUGUAGUCUGGAGGCUGCACUGCCACUGCUAACUUCGGGAUUGCAUCACAGAGGCCCUGAGUGGGUGGAGUUGAGGUUGGAUUGGUUUGAUGUUGCACACCCUUCACCUGUUCUGAGCAUCCUUUCAGAGAAAGGAUUCAGGUUUUUCCUCAUUAGAUAGUGACUUCUGAGCAAGCUGGCUUCUCCUUGGCAUACUCCAACUUGAUUGGACAACGGAUACCUUGUGGCCAGGGAGAGAAACUUACUCUUAAUUUUUCUUUCUUAUAAAAAUGGAUUUUUUUUUCCCAUAAAUAUUUUUACUUCAGAGUACUAGGACCAGUUUGUUUUGGGCCCUUCUGCUGAAAAUUUGUCUCGUUUAAGAGGCACCUAGGAUCUUUACCAUAUGUAUGAAUUUGUAUAAUUUCAUUUUGGAUAGGGAUAAACUUGCUUCCGAUAAAAGCCCGGAAUUUCAUCUGGUUCCUCAGAGUAUUGCGUGUGUGUCUUGCUGUGGCCCCGACAAGGUUUUGUGUACAGAUUCUGGGAUGGCAAGUUGCUUGCCCUUUCUGAAAAGAGCGUACAAAACCUGCCCGUCUCUGAGCCCUCCUUCUGUGGAAACCACUUCCAGAGGCGGCGGUGGGAUGGAGUAGGUGGGCAAGGCUGGGCAGAGAAAGCUGCUUCUGGCUGCGGCUCCUGUGCCCUUUCACUUCAAGUAGAAAUGUAGUCAGCUCUAUUUAUAAACACAUCCUCCUCCUGCUUCCGCCAGACCCCACAGCCCUUCCCUGGAUGGCUGCUUGCCCCCUCACCCCUUGGAGGGAGCCCUGCACAGGGGCUGUGCUGCAGGAGGAGCGGUGUGGAGGUGAGCAGGCAGCUCCAGGGCUCCAGCUCUGGGGUGAAGCGCGCUCCCUUUCUGUCAUCAGUGUCUGGAGAAGGCUAGAGUUGCUCUGAGAGCAGUUUGGUUGGGAGGAUUGUAUUUGGUUUCUGUUUUUAUUAUUUUGAAUCAUCAUUCUCCCUAUCCCUUCUCGCCUCCGACCUCCCUCCUAAAUGUGUACAAUAACUAUACAGAGACUGCUACAAACUUGUAUAUAGUUUUUGGAUCAAAUAGCAUGAGGAGAUGGGGAACCAGUAAAAUUUGGAACUCCUCCUCUCCUUUGCUUUGUAAAUUCAAAAGUGGGGGGUGGGGAAGAGGGAUAGUUAAAAUGUUUACAAAACUUUAAGCUCCCUCGGAACUUUUGCCAGUGUGGAGGAAAAUAAAAAAGAACUUAAAUAAGA